ACCCCAAAACCCUAGUCCCCGUACUAGGGAAGACCGUCCGAUGCGGCUCUCGCCGCUUUCAACGCAGAUCUAGGUCGGCACCCAAUUCUCAUCGUUUCCAAAGCUCUGGCGUUCAAACAUCCUUCUCCGGGCUUUGAAUAACACUUGAGGAGAAAUCAUUGAAAUUAGCACACAACUGUUUUGACGUUUGUGACAUACAUCGACGAUGGCAUAAGUUAUCCUGUGAGUGAGCAGAAAUUCCUUCUCUAACAAGUUUUUGCUCAGAAGAUAGUUCAGAAUUUUUCACUAACAAUUUUAUGAUCAUGAAGAAUUAUGAAUUAAUCAUGUAAAAUUUGGUAUUUGUUCUCUCUAAAUUAUUUUGCUUUUUUCUGCCUUGGUGGCCUUGUUAGCUUCUCAAGGAAACUUUUGGAAUCGGGGCAUAAUGAUUUUCUUUGUUAGACUCGUUCUUCAGUAUGUUAUUUUUCUUUUUGUGUCAUCGCUUCAACAAUGAAUAUGUUAAUUUCGUGAUGAAAGGCUGGGAAUAGUUUUUUGAGUGUUUUUUGAAGCCGAUUUUGUAAGUUUCUUGUGGCUAAAAGAAAAGUGAGUCCCGUGUAACAAACUGAUUCGUGAAGGCACUGGUUAUUGGCAAUGAACGGUAACGAGUGGCUAUGGAAAUACUUGAAAUGCCUUCAGCAGUGACCAUCAAAAUUAAAAUAAAACAUACGGAUGAAGUAAAGUAUAAGUUGUGGAAAUAGUAGAAGAAAAGUAAGCCCCUAACUUGAUGGAGCGCACAAGUAAAAUCAUUUGGAGCCAUAAUCAUCAUUCGCUAAUUUAUAAGAAGAAUAAUUCAAAAAUAACUUCAUUAUUUAAUAUAAAAGCGUAUCUAGUAGCAGAGGGGUGAAGUGAAAUUUUCUGGUUUCUUUCUAAAGAGAAAAAUAAGUUGAGUUGAUAAAUAGGAAUGAUGGAAACCCCAAAAAGAAAGAUAAUAAAUAAAUAAUGAGAAGCAAGGAUAGAUGAAUGCCAUUUCAAGUGUGCGUAAGCCUCAUGCGACCCUUUAAAACACUAAUACUUAAGUCAUAGGGGCUGGACGUAACACCGCCUCAAACCCUGAUAACACUCUUGUUGAGUAGCACGAAAAACACAAUCUCUCUCUUUAAAGGCGGCAAUUGUAGCGAUGGCAAGCAUCGAGCCCGAUCACUGAGAAGAGGAGGAGGCUGCAGCCAAAGAUGUAGACACGGGAGCACAGAUUGCGCCGAUCGUCAAGCUUGAUGAGGUCGCCUUUAACACUGGCGAGGAGGAUGAAGAUCUGAUUCUCGAUAUGAAAGCAAAGUUAUAUAGAUUUGAUAAGGAUGGGAACCAGUGGAAGGAUAGAGGCUCUGGCACUGUUAAGUUCUUGAAACACAAGGAGACCGGAAAGGUCCACCUCGUUAUGCGCCAAUCCAAGACUCUCAAGAUCUGUGCCAAUCAUCUCGGUUGUUACUUCUCGUCUCAGUUAUAAUCAAUAUACUUUCUGUUUUUGUAUUCUUUCAGUCUGGUUAAAUGGUUAUUGCCUUUGUGUUUUGCAAUUUUACCUAAUUUGACCGUGCAAGAACACGCUGGCAAUGAGAAGUCGUGUGUUUGGCAUGCAACUGUUUUCGCCGAUGGUGAAUUGAAGAAAGAGCUAUUCUCCGUCCGAGUCGGAUGUAUUGAGAGUGAGUAUACGUUUACCUUUUUGUCAUUUUUUUAUUUGUUGUGCUGUGACAGUAAUGAUGUUUGAACUUUGAAGUGGUUGUAUGAUAAUUGCUUGCCUGAUAAGGUUGUAUAUAAAUUGAUCUAGAUUAUCGUUGAUAUCCAUGUCUGGUAUUGGUGUUUCCUUUUUUA
Messenger RNA from Tripterygium wilfordii, 1839 nucleotides. RefSeq names its product ran-binding protein 1 homolog a-like. NCBI's taxonomy places the organism in Eukaryota, Viridiplantae, Streptophyta, Magnoliopsida, Celastrales, Celastraceae. The record is from RefSeq and is a predicted model, not a curated record. Gene Ontology annotation, molecular function: GTPase activator activity. Gene Ontology annotation, biological process: intracellular transport. Gene Ontology annotation, cellular component: cytoplasm; nuclear pore.